Messenger RNA from Yarrowia lipolytica CLIB122, 507 nucleotides. NCBI's taxonomy places the organism in Eukaryota, Fungi, Ascomycota, Dipodascomycetes, Dipodascales. The record is from RefSeq and is a predicted model, not a curated record.
AUGUCUUUCAACAGGCUGUAUCUGGUCUGGUCUCUGUCCGCGAAAGGUGCGACUCCUCCAGUUUGGCAGUCUGCAUGUCUGGAAGAUCUGGCGGACAUGUACCUCGACGGAAUCAUGCGGUAUCACGAGGUAGCUCGUUCUGGGCGUGUCGGACAGAGACAAGCAAUUCCCGGCGAAGCUAUGGCAGACGUUGCAGGCACGCCUGGACACGGAGCUCGAGCUCUUCACGGUCAACCACCCCAGACAGUCAGAAAGAGCGAACACCUAGCUGAUCCAAAGAUGAAGCAGCACUUUGUCACAGACAGAACUGGGAUCUCGGCCAACUGUACCUGUCAUCGAGCUCGCGAUGAACUCAGCAAAUCUCUCGUCCACCGGAUACCCACCAUUCAAGGCCGUGUAUGGAGACAUUCCAGACGGAUCAACGAUGGAUCGACUCGGGAGCUCACCAAGGGGCAUCACCAGAUGGAUGCUUGCAUGGACAGGCUACGGGCCAUGAGAACAGGGUGA